AUGCCCUAUGACAAGAAUACUGCUCUCAAGCUUUCUUCUGAUGGUAUAACACCUUCAGUUGCUUUCCUUGAUUAUGGGCAUGAUGUGGAAGGUCUUGCCACUUUUGAUGUUGCUCGAAGGUUCGGAAACACGUCCGUCUUCGAGAUGACAUACAGUGAGACUCGCGCUCUAGUGGACUCUGCAAUGGGAGAUGGCCCUCUUCCACUGGCUGCUGCUAUGGACACGUACCGGAUCAACCGAUACAAUAUCACAGAUGAAACCACCUACAUCAACCGUUUGAUCCAAGGAGGCUUACGCUACCAGAAGCUGAACCUCUCCAGUGCCGGAGAGAUCGAGUUAUCCUGUGUUGGGUUCCAACCUGCAGUAUCCACUGCUCCCAUCUCUGAUCUUCCAGGCUCUUUCAAAUGUUCCGAUCCUGUUCUGAAUCGCAUAUGGCAAGUUGGUGCUCAUACCACGCAGCUGAAUGAGAUUCCAGCCAAUUCUCUGCCAGACUUCUGGGUUCUCACCGAUGAAGGCGCCUUUAUUGACAGCCUGGCACCUCAGCCGCUCGCCACUGAUUGGUCUACACAGCUGAUUGCUUACGAUCUGGAAUUCUCGGUGAAGUCGACAUCAAAUGGAUUUGGAUUCACUGUCCUAAGUGACACCCUCUCGAAUGGAAUUUACAUUCUCGUCAACAUUGCCAAUUCUUCCAUAUCCGCCCAUGCAGGCUCUACCGAGAGAUCCGUUCCUCUUGCAUCAGCCACAUUGCCAUCAUUCGUCACGAUGAACAAAUGGCAUACAAUUUGCAGUGUUGUGAAUAUGACCCAGAUUUCUGUCAAAAUUGAUGAUACUGUUGUCUUUCACUUCACUCAAACUUCUGCCUUCUAUGGGUCCUUUGGACUGGGGGCAUCCCUCGGCCAUUCCGCCAUUUUCUCGAAUGUCUCCCUUUCCGUGUCGGGCCAAUUAAUGUACUUCUCUCCACUGAAAAACUCGUCUGCCUUGAAUGACUUUCUCCUUGGCACGAACCCAUUGUCUGUGAGCGUUGAUGGAUCUCGUCGCGAUCGCAUUGCUUAUGCAGGAGACUUGGACAUGACGACAGGCACGGCCUUUGCUAGCACAUAUGGCCAAGAAUAUCUGAACGGUUCAAUUGAGCUGUUAGGUUCAUUUCAAUUGCCUCCUGGUUUUUUCGUUCCCAAUGCCAAGAUCCAGCAGUCUCCUCGCACCUCUGAGAUUGACGGGAACAUUACUGGUCUUAUCGGAUAUUCAUUCAGCAUUGUCAGCUCUAUGGCUCGCUUCUAUGAACAAACGGGUGAUCUGGCCUUCCUGAAUCGCUGGGCACCAAAAGCAGCUCGAAUGUUUGAUUGGGCUCACUCACAAACCCUUGCUAAUGGUUUAUUCAAUGUCUCUAACUCCGCAAUGGGAGGUGACUGGAAUUACUAUGAUCCUUCUAUGAGUGGGGUGGUUGCUAAAUUCAACCUCGUCUAUGCCUAUACCCUCAAGCAAUGGAUUCCCUUCAUGGAUGCUGCAGGUCUGAACAGGAACAGAUAUGCGUCGCACUUGCACACACUGCAAACCGCUAUCAAUAAGCAUCUCUGGAGUGACACCCUGCAGGCAUAUUAUCUAUCGGACACUCAUAAGGAUUUCUUCUCACAAGAGGCAAAUGCUCUUGCUAUCCUAAGUGACACGGCGAUGAUCAAAAACGGAACCUUCAAACCUGUCCUCGAAACAAUGGCACGGGAAUUGUACUUGCCCGCAGGAACACUUGCAUUCUCCAACAAAAGCCCCGCAAGUGGAUGGGCACAGAAGGUUAGCCCUUAUGCCUCUGGCUAUCAUCUGAAGGCCGCUUUCCGUGCGAAUGAUAGUACCAAUGCGAGGCAUCUUCUCCACAACGUCUGGGGCCCUAUGAGUGACCCAACUCAUAGUGAUUAUACCGGUUGCACGUGGGAAGUCAUGAAUGCUGAUGGUACCCCUGGACUUGGGUCUUCAACUUCAAUGUGCCACGCUUGGGGUUCCGGGCCGACAGCCGAUUUGAGUCGCUAUGUUCUUGGAGUACAACCUGUGAAGCAUGGCUUCGAAGAGUGGCAAGUUGUCCCCCAGACGUUGGAUCUCGAUUGGGCUCAGGGCAAAUACCCAAUUCCCAAUGGAAAAGUUCAUGUGAACUGGUCAUUUGAUCGGGCUGACUUGCUUCACAUGACUGUCAUUGCUCCCGAGGGAACUAAUGGAACUGUCUAUCUUCCUGCUCCGCUGAAGAGGAAAUUGACCAAGUACGAUGCAUCGGGUUUUACUUCGACCAACGAAGGAUCCUUUACGGUCCAAGGUGGGAAGAAUUUCACUUUCCACCAAACGUCCUGA
This is a messenger RNA of Penicillium arizonense, 2331 nucleotides long. Its product is annotated as putative alpha-L-rhamnosidase C. NCBI's taxonomy places the organism in Eukaryota, Fungi, Ascomycota, Eurotiomycetes, Eurotiales, Aspergillaceae. The transcript is spliced from 2 exons. Bases 1 to 2331 code for a protein of 776 amino acids. The record is from RefSeq and is a predicted model, not a curated record. Gene Ontology annotation, biological process: carbohydrate metabolic process.